Hydra vulgaris (swiftwater hydra) is the source of this 2043-nucleotide messenger RNA. Its product is annotated as protein FAM151B. NCBI's taxonomy places the organism in Eukaryota, Metazoa, Cnidaria, Hydrozoa, Anthoathecata, Hydridae. The record is from RefSeq and is a predicted model, not a curated record.
UUUUAAUGUUAUAAACUGUAUAAAACGACAAUAAAACAGCAUGGCGAGGUUGUUUCAUAUUAGCACAAGCUGAUAAAACAUUGUUGUACGGCAAAGUCGCUGGUGUUGAUAUUUAUUAGACAGUUGGAGUCUCUUGAUCCUAUUUUUAUAAACUUGAUAGAAGUUAUUAAAUGAAGACAAAAUUUAUUUCAAUUAAUGCAUUAUUAUGGGUACUGCAAUGCAUUCAUUUAACUCUUUUGAUUCAGAAUGAUAAGAUGACUGAUCAAUAUGUUCCUCAAAAAACUUUACUCGAUAUCUUAAAUUUGAAUGAUGGCAUUGAUAUAAAAUGGUCUCAUGCAGUUAACAGCAAAAAAAAACUUUUAAAUUCUUUAACCGAUAAUACUAUUACAAUGUUGGAAGCAGAUGUUAUUUUAGGUCCAAAUAACGAACCAAUUAUGGCACAUUCCCCCUCUGAUUUAAGUGACAUAUCGUUAUCAGAGUGGUUAAUUGAAGCGUUUAAUCAUGGUAAAAAAGGUAUAAAAUUAGAUUUCAAACAAACUGAAGCUAUCGUUCCUUCUUUAAAUAUAUUAAAGACAAUCAUGAAAUUUAACACAAGUAUUCCUGUAAUCCUAAAUGCAGAUAUACUAGAAGGGCCAAAUAACCUUUUAACAAAACCUGUGGAUGCCAAUAUCUUUAUAGAAAAGUGCAAGCAAAUAAAUAAUGCAAUCUUAUCACCUGGAUGGACGUCAGCAUUUAAUGGAUCAUUAUCAGAAGGUUAUUCUUGGUCACAUGUACAACAAAUGUUUGAAUUAGUUAACGAUACUGGUUUACAUGUCACAUUCCCUGUGCGUGCUUCAUUAGUCAAUCGAUCAAUGAAGCAAUUGCUUUGGUUGCUUUGCCAAAACAAAUCAUUUACACUUACAGUUUGGACCUCCAUCUCAGACGUAUUUGAUUUAAACGAACUGCUAUUUUUGAGGAAGUAUAAAAGCUUAGUUUAUUUUGAUAUGCCAAAUGAUGAAAUUAAUUUGAUAAAAUGAUGAAAUUAAUUUGAUAUGCCAAAUGAUGAAAUUAAUUUGAUAUGUCAAAUGAUGAAAUUAAUUUGAUAUGCCAAAUGAUGAAAUUAAUUUGAUAUGCCAAAUGAUGAAAUUAAUUUGAUAAAGAACCAAAAUAUGAUUUUUGAUUUUUCUUUUUUUGUUUUGUUCAAGCUUUUUUUUUGGUGACUUAAUAACAACAACAAAAGUUAAUUAUUUUCUUUUAUUUUUUUUAAGUUUAAAAGAGAGUGUAGUAUGUGUUAAAUAUGGCGCAAUAAUUAUAAUAAAAACCAAAUCAUUGAGAAGUGUCACUCAGAUGUACAACCCUCGGAAUUAGAGUUAGUAUUCGGUAAAUUUUUGCCGACCUUAUUUCGAUGUUUUAUGGUAAGACUUUUGUAUCAAAAAGUUAUUCUCGGUUAAUAUAAAUCAAAGUAAAGGGUCGCCAAGUGUCCGCUGCUCUUCGUUACAUAUCGAUGCUAUAUCAGAAAAAAUAAAAAAUUGUUAUAAAUAGUUCGCCGACGAUACAAAAAUUAUUUCGGUGAUUUCAAAUAACGACAUCUGUCUAUUACAAGAGGAUUUAUUUCAAGUGGAAAAAAAAAAACGUCCCACAAGGGUUUUUAUGUGGAUUCCGUGUAAGAUUCAUGGGAGCCAAUGUGAGACAAGUUACUUUUUUCACUAGACUUAACCUUUGCAAAUGGAGUAAAAAAUAAUUGCAGCCGUGGCGUAGUGGUAGCACACUUGCCUCAGAAACGUAAGAUCCGUGGCUAUUGUUCCUUUUUUAGUUUCCCGAAAAUUUACGGUUGUAUUUAGUCGGACUUCCGCUUUAUUCACCGAUUAAAUUAAAAUUCAAUAUUUUAAAAUUCAAUAUUUUAAUAAAAAAGUUGUACUUAAAUAAAGUCUCCUUCAAACCCCGCCUCUGGGCAUGUUUUGCGACAUCGGUUGGGAAAGAGGCGUGAACUUCCUAUUAAAUGCUCUUCCGCGGUGCUCUGUGAUAAGACCGUAAGGACUUCUUGGGGCACCUAAAUAACAUUAA